UAAUAACAUACUAUUUUCAAUGCUUCGACAAGGCAGCCAACUUCAACCUUUUCUAAACAUAGGAGGAAUUGCAAGGACAUUGGUGAGGUCUGCAGUCAAGGGAAGCAAUCAAUCAAGAUGGCUUAAGAGACAGCAAACCGAUUUGUAUGUAAAAAGGGCCCAGAAGGACAACUAUCGCUGUCGAAGUGCUUACAAAUUGAUUGAGCUCAAUGACAAGUUCCACUUCCUUCAACCAGGAAAAGUUGUGAUUGACUGUGGUGCAAGCCCAGGUUCUUGGACUCAAGUGGCUGUUGACAGAGUGUUAUCACAGAAAUCUGGUUACCAACAUGGAGCUGUAAUAUCUGUGGAUUUACAAGACAUUGAAGACAUAGAUGGAGCAACUAUAUUUUCAAGAUGUGAUUUUACGAGCACAAGUACACAAAAGAGAAUUCUUACAGUAUUGCCUUCAUCUGGUGCUGAUGUUAUUAUGAGUGAUAUGGCUCCAAAUGCAAGUGGAAACCACACAGUGAAUCAUGAAGCUAUCCUGGGUCUGUGUGAGUCAGCCUUGGAUUUUAGCAAAUCAGUUUUGAAGCCCUGUGGGAUUUUUCUUUGUAAACUAUGGGAUGGAUAUGGUACUAAAGAUUUUAUCAAUACACUGGAAAAAAAUUUCCAUCAAGUUCGGAAAUGUAAACCUCAAGCAAGCAGAAGGGAAUCAGCAGAGAUUUAUCUUUAUGCAGAAAACUUUAAAAAAUAAG
This is a messenger RNA of Pocillopora damicornis (cauliflower coral), 734 nucleotides long. RefSeq lists its product as uncharacterized. Gene Ontology annotation, cellular component: mitochondrion. Gene Ontology annotation, biological process: RNA methylation. Gene Ontology annotation, molecular function: rRNA (uridine-2'-O-ribose)-methyltransferase activity. The record is from RefSeq and is a predicted model, not a curated record. Lineage: Eukaryota; Metazoa; Cnidaria; Anthozoa; Scleractinia; Pocilloporidae.